Penicillium cosmopolitanum is the source of this 969-nucleotide messenger RNA. It is a transcript of the gene sec17, whose product is annotated as alpha-soluble NSF attachment protein SEC17. Gene Ontology annotation, biological process: SNARE complex disassembly; intracellular protein transport. The record is from RefSeq and is a predicted model, not a curated record. NCBI's taxonomy places the organism in Eukaryota, Fungi, Ascomycota, Eurotiomycetes, Eurotiales, Aspergillaceae. The transcript is spliced from 5 exons. Gene Ontology annotation, cellular component: SNARE complex; vacuolar membrane. The coding region runs from base 1 to 969 and encodes 322 amino acids. Gene Ontology annotation, molecular function: soluble NSF attachment protein activity; syntaxin binding.
AUGUCUCACGAUCCGCGUGUUCUUCUGCAAAAGGCCGAUAAAGCCCUCUCCAGCGCCGGCGGUGGCUGGAGUCUAUUCGGCGGACGUCAAGAAAAAUACGAAAAUGCUAUCGAUCUCUAUAAGGAGGCUGGAAAUGCCUUCCGGGCCCAGGAUAUGGAUAAAGAAGCGGGUAUGGCCUACGAAAAGGCAGCUUCGAUCGAGGAGAACAAGCCUAUUGAAGAACCCCUCGACGCUGCCAACACUCUCCAAGAUGCCUUCAAGGCCUACGGCAAGAGCAGCCCCGAGGAUGCUGCUCGAGUGCUCAACAAGGCUAUCAACUUUUACCUGCUAAAGAACCCCCGCCGCGCUGCUACACAACUGCAAGCUCUCGCCAAGCACUACGAAGAGCUUAUGGGAGAUGAACGCCAGGCAAUGGAGGCAUACCAGAAGGCCGCGAAGCUGUUCGAAAAAGACAAUGCUCAAGCACUUGCGAACAAGAACUGGCAGAAGGUUGGAGAAUUGGGAGCGCUCGCAGCCGAUUACCAAAAUGCCAUCGAUGCUUUCAUCAGAGUUGCCUCCGAUCCAAACGGACCCUACCCAGGCCAUUAUACACAGGGCUUCUUCAACGCCAUUCUCUGCAUGUUUGCUGAAAUGGACCUACCCGGUGUGCGCAAUGCCCUGGAAAAAUACCAGGACCCCAAUAAGUACCCUCACUUUGUUGGCUCCAACGAGUACAAGUUCCUCUCCUACAUGUACGACAUUCUCUCCACCCCCACACAAGACCAAGCGAAGCAGUUCCACGGUUUGGUAGAUGGUGCUCAGGGCCGUGGCUCUAAGGAAACCCGCUCUCAGUUCGCUAUCAUGCUAGCCCCAUUCAACGACUGGAGACAGAUUAUGAUCACUCGGGUCUACAGAAAGAUCCCCGAAUCUGGCAGUGUUCCUGGAGUAGAUGCGUCUGCGGCCGAUGAUUUGGAGGACGACUUCUCCUAG